This is a messenger RNA of Annulohypoxylon maeteangense, 1430 nucleotides long. RefSeq names its product glycoside hydrolase family 43 protein. Gene Ontology annotation, biological process: carbohydrate metabolic process. The coding region runs from base 112 to 1083 and encodes 323 amino acids. The transcript has a single exon. The record is from RefSeq and is a predicted model, not a curated record. Lineage: Eukaryota; Fungi; Ascomycota; Sordariomycetes; Xylariales; Hypoxylaceae. Gene Ontology annotation, molecular function: hydrolase activity, hydrolyzing O-glycosyl compounds.
UUUCAGUUCCAAGCCAACCUAGUUCUCGCAUCAUCUCUCCUUGGUUUUAAGUUAGGUCCUUAGCACCCACCCCGUUCUAGCUGCCUUGCUCGAUAUGCAAGCUGUUGGGAAAUGAUGUUUUUCUAUACGCUUGCAGCCACCGCGCUGUCAUUCUCUCACAUAUCCGCGUCGGUGAUUCGAAGGAAUGAGGUCCCGGUAUUCAGUCAACAAUUCGCCGAUCCAUCGGUGAUUGAAGAGACGGAUGGCACAUGGUACGCUUUCGGGACGGCGGGUAAUGGCAAACAUGUGCAAGUUGCCAUAGGGGACUGCCUAUACGGAGACUGGACUCUCCUAAAUGAUACCGACGCGCUUCUCCGGCCUGCCGCCUGGACCACCGGACGUAACACCUGGGCGCCUGACGUGCGCCGACUGGCGGAUGGAUCCUACGUCAUGUACUAUAGCGGCGAGGUGGCCCAAGACCCUGCGCACCAUUGUAUCGGUACAGCCGUAUCCAGCACGGUUUACGGGCCAUAUGUCCCCGACGACGAGCCUUUCGCCUGCGACCUGAGCGUCGGCGGUUCUAUUGACCCCUCCGGAUUCGAGGAUGCCGACGGCAGACGAUAUGUCCUCUACAAGAUCGACGGGAACAGUAUCGGACACGGAGGCAGCUGUGGAAAUACUGUCGAACCGAUCAUGCCCACGCCUAUCAUACUUCAAGAGGUCGAACAGGAUGGUGUGACGAAAAUCGGCGACCCGAUUCAGAUUUUUGACCGCACCGACGAAGACGGACCGUUGGUAGAGGCACCGAGUAUGGUACGCACAGCCAACGGGAUGUACAUACUGUUUUUCAGUAGCGGGUGCUAUCUGGAGCCGACCUACAAUGUCAAUUAUGCGACAGCGAGCAGCCUGACAGGCCCGUUCGAGCGAGCCGAUGACCCAAUGAUCAGGACGGGGGAGUACAACUUGCGAGCACCCGGCGGCGCCACUGCAGUGAACGUCAGAAACCAAGUCGGCAUUGCUUAUCAUGCAAAUUGCCCAGCAGGACGGUGUUUGCAUACAUCACCCACCGUUAUUAACGGCCGGGAGGUGCGAGUGGUAAUAUAGAGCACCGUCGGAUGCCAUGAUGCAUAUUCGCAAAGGACGAGGAAACUUGUAUUGGACCUGGACGGCUCAACGAUUUCCGAGAUAUCCACGGGCAAGUGUGAACGUAUGCUUAGAAAAUUGGGAGGCAAGGAGUUAGGAGAUGGCUCAGUUGACACUUGUCGCUCUAGAGGCGCUAGAAUUGGGAGGGAGAGGCUUCAAUACUUCAUUUUAAUGCCAUUAGAUCUUUAGACCCGAGAACGAAAACCAACGAUACCAUAGAGCACAUGGGUAUUCUUAGAAGCAUAGAUUAUUGAUAAUAUAACGUUCUUUUGGUUACACUCGUAACUGGCUGGGGGUUUCCAAUUGAG